AAACAAUUUAUUUAAUAAUAAAAAGCAAUAAAUAAUAGAUUUAAUUAUAAUUAAUAGAUAAUUAUGUCUGUAAUCAAAGUGGACAUCAAUUGGACACCAUUUCAGGACAGAUUCAUAACAUUUGCAAACGAUUUAAAACUAUUUCAAUGCGAAUCCAUUGGCAAAGAGUUGCUCAAGAGUUUCGCCGGGACACAGAUAUCGGACAAUACGAUCGCUAACAUCAUUGCCACCAACGGUGACGUCCAGUUUGUUAAAUGCAUAGCAUGUAAUCCCAAAACGAUUCAUUUGGAGAACGAUGUCCUGUUGGCCACCGGCCAGACCUCUGGCAAAGUACUGCUCACGUGUUUUCGCUAUAAUGCGGACAAUUCCGGAGUCGUUGGCCGAGAGUUUGUGCCGAAACACGCGCGACAAUGCAAUUGUCUUGACUGGAGUCAAACGGAUCCCAAUCUGUUGAGCGCCGGUUUCGAUAAGUUUCGCAACGACUUCGCGACACUCGUUUGGGACGUCCAAAGACAGUCCAACGCAAUGGCAGAGAGCACUCAAUCCUAUUACCAGAAGCCGUUGUAUGAGUUGGGCUUCGGAGAGCUGACCCAUUCGUUGAAAUGGUUUUCCUAUCAAAAGCACACAAUUGUCUGCGGAAUGAAUAACAAACACUUAAAGAUAUUUGAUUUGAGAGAUUCCGGUAAACCGAAGGCCACUCUCACUAAAGGCGUUUACGGACUCGCUUUGGAUCCCUAUUAUGACAAUAGAUUCGCCUCUUUUUACGAAAAUAAUAUAUUCGUUUGGGACAUACGAAAUGUGGAGAAACCGGUGACCACUAUCGGUCCCGAACCCCGCAAUAUUGUUAAGAUCGAGUGGUGUCCGACGAGAUCUAAUAUGUUGGCCUCACUUAUCAAAGACGCCUCCGGUAUCAAACUCUUUGAUAUCAAGGAUUACGUGAACGCUAACAAUGAUUUAGAGCCCACAAUCAUUGACCGAAUUAUUAAUCCAUACGAUUUGUCUAAUAAAUCAAAAUUAUCUUCAUUUUCAUGGCAUCCGUCACACGAGUCACGAAUGAUUGUCGUCACGCCUUCCGGUUCUUUGCGUGAUAUUACAGUCGCCGAUAGGAUUACUUUGAACUGGUCACCCGUUUCGGAGAUAGUCUGGACUCACGGCAAGAAAAUUCUUCAGUGCAUUGAUUCCAGAGAUAGUGUCUACGAGUCUAUCGACGACAUAGCGGUUAAAAUGAGAAGUUUGGCGCUCAAUGGCUAUGGACUUCACGUA
Molecule: messenger RNA, 1263 nt
Organism: Medioppia subpectinata
Lineage: Eukaryota; Metazoa; Arthropoda; Arachnida; Sarcoptiformes; Oppiidae
Source: the annotation of a GenBank genome assembly